Molecule: messenger RNA, 6102 nt
Organism: Urocitellus parryii (Arctic ground squirrel)
Lineage: Eukaryota; Metazoa; Chordata; Mammalia; Rodentia; Sciuridae
Product: SMG6 nonsense mediated mRNA decay factor
Biological process (GO): nuclear-transcribed mRNA catabolic process, nonsense-mediated decay
Cellular component (GO): telomerase holoenzyme complex
Molecular function (GO): telomerase RNA binding; protein binding; telomeric repeat DNA binding
Source: RefSeq, a predicted model, not a curated record
GAGGGGGCGGGGAAAAGGGUGGGAGUGGGUGAGCGCGCGCCGCCGGUCCGUCGUGGUUUCCUGGCUGCUCGCGGCGGUGGCGGCGUCGCUGCAGCUGUAGCAGCAGCCGCGAAGAUGGCGGAGGGGUUGGAGCGUGUACGGAUCUCCGCGUCGGAGCUGCGAGGGAUCUUGGCCACUCUGGCUCCGCAGGCCGGGAGCAGAGAAAACAUGAAGGAAUUAAAGGAGCCCAGGCAGCGCAAAGAUAACAGGCGCCCAGAUCUGGAAAUCUAUAAGCCUGGUCUUUCCCGACUAAGGAACAGACCUAAAAUCAAGGAGCCCUCUGGGAGUGAGGAAUUUAAAGAUGAAAUUGUUAAUGAUAAAAAUGCUUGUGCUGUUGGAAAUGGUACACAGCUCAUUAAAGAUGUCUGCAAGGAACUGGAUAACCACCAGCAAAAUGGUCCUGUAGACCCAGAAAAUAAUCAAGGACAGGAGACUUUUCCUAGGACUGCUGGGCAAGAAGAUCGAAGUCUAAGAAUCAUCAAGAGAACAAAGAAACCUGAUUUGCAGAUCUAUCAGCCUGGAAGGCGUUUGCAGACUGGUAUCAAAGAUUCUGCUAGCCGGGUGGAUGAGGAGGAAAUCCUCAACCAGGUAGAACAGCUGAAAAUAGAGGAAGAUGAAUGUAGGGGAAAAGUUGUGAAAGAGGAAGUUGUGAAUAAAUCAGCUAAAGCUGAGACAGAAAAGAGCCAAAAUAGUGACAGAGUAAGGACUGCAAAAGGAGAAAAAGGAAAAAGGAUUGAAAAAGGGGAGGGGACAAAGAAACUGAAUGAUGACCUGGCCCAGGGGAAGCCUGGUUCUGCAAAGCGCUAUUCCCGCUCAGACAAACGGAGGAACCGCUAUCGCACUUGCAGUACCAGCUCAGCUGGUAGCAACAAUAGUACUGAGGGAGUUGGCCUGACUGAUAAUGGAUGUCGCCGUCGCCGCCAGGAUAGGACCAAGGAAAGGCCACGACUGAAGAAACAAGUAUCUAUGUCCUCAACUGAUUCUUUAGAUGAGGAUAGAAUUGAUGAGCCUGAAGGAUUGGGGCCCAGGAGGAGCUCAGAAAAGAAGACACACUUAGAAAGAAACUGGUCUGGCCGUGGGGAGGGUGAACAGAAAAGCAAUGGUAAAGAAAAUCGAGGCACACUUCGUGUAACUUUUGAUGCAGAAACCAUGAACAAAGAUUCCCCCGUGAUGAGAUCAGCCAGGGAGGAUGUGGAUAAGAUAAAACCUGACAGAGGUUUGAGCAGUGGGGGCAAAGGCUCUGAGAAGCAGGAUUCCAAAAACCUGAAACAAGAACUUCGGGGCCGUGGUCGUGGCAUUUUGAUCCUGCCUGCCCAUACUGCCCUAUCUGUCAAUUCAGCAGGUUCUCCAGAGUCCACGCCUUUAGGACCUCGACUUUUAUUUGGAUCUGGUAGUAAAGGAUCUCGGAGUUGGGGCCGUGGAGGCACCACCCGCCGACUAUGGGACCCAAAUAAUCCUGAUCAGAAACCUGCUCUAAAGAACCAGACACCCCAGUUACAUUUCUUAGACACUGAUGAUGAAGUCAGCCCUACAUCAUGGGACUCACGCCAGGCCCAGGCAUCUUACUAUAAGUUUCAAAACUCUGACAAUCCCUAUUAUUACCCCCGGACACCAGGCCCUGCCUCUCAGUAUCCCUAUACAGGGUAUAGCCCUCUGCAGUACCCAGUAGGCCCUACAAAUGGUGUGUACCCAGGGCCUUACUACCCAGGCUACCCGACUCCUUCAGGACAGUAUGUAUGUAGCCCUCUCCCUGCCAGCACCAUGAGUCCUGAAGAGAUAGAGCAGCAUGUGAGGAACAUGCAGCAGCAGGAGCUACAUAGGCUUCUCCGGGUAGCUGACAACCAGGAACUACAGCUCAGCAACCUGCUUUCCAGGGACCGCAUCAGUACUGAGGGCAUGGAGAAGAUGGCUCAGCUCAGAGCUGAACUGCUACAGCUGUAUGAGCGUUGUAUUCUGUUAGAUAUUGAGUUCUCUGAUACUCAGAAUGUGGAUCAGAUCUUGUGGAAGAAUGCUUUCUAUCAGGUGAUUGAGAAGUUCAGGCAGCUUCUCAAGGAUCCUAAUGUUGAGAACCCAGAACAGAUACGGAAUAGACUCCUGGAGCUUUUGGAUGAGGGUAGUGACUUCUUUGAUAGUUUGCUUCAGAAGCUGCAGGUUACUUAUAAGUUCAAACUGGAGGACUACAUGGAUGGUCUUGCCAUUCGCAGCAAGCCAUUACGCAAGAUGGUAAAGUAUGCCUUAAUCAGUGCUCAGAGAUGUAUGAUUUGCCAAGGAGAUAUCGCUAGGUAUCGGGAGCAAGCCAAUGAUACGGCAAACUACGGGAAAGCACGCAGUUGGUACCUGAAGGCCCAGCACAUUGCUCCCAAGAAUGGGCGCCCCUAUAACCAGUUGGCUUUGCUGGCAGUGUAUACGAGGAGGAAGCUUGAUGCUGUGUAUUACUACAUGCGCAGUUUAGCUGCCAGCAACCCUAUCCUGACUGCCAAGGAGAGUCUUAUGAGCUUGUUUGAAGAGACCAAACGAAAGGCAGAACAGAUGGAAAAGAAGCAACACGAAGAAUUUGAACUGAGCCCCGAUCAAUGGCGAAAAGGAAAGAAAUCUACUUUCCGGCAUGUUGGAGAUGACACCACUCGCCUGGAGAUCUGGAUUCAUCCAUCCCAUCCCAGGUCCUCUCAGGGCACUGAGUCUGGGAAGGAUUCUGAGCAGGAGAAUGGGCUGGGCAGCCUGAGUCCCAGUGAUCUGAACAAAAGGUUCAUCCUCAGUUUUCUCCAUGCCCAUGGGAAGCUGUUUACCCGGAUUGGGAUGGAGACAUUCCCUGCAGUGGCUGAGAAGGUCCUCAAGGAGUUCCAAGUGUUGCUACAACAUAGCCCAUCUCCUAUUGGAAGUACCCGCAUGCUGCAGCUUAUGACCAUCAACAUGUUUGCUGUACAUAACUCUCAGUUGAAAGACUGCUUCUCAGAGGAGUGUCGCUCUGUGAUUCAGGAGCAAGCAGCAGCCUUGGGCCUGGCCAUGUUUUCUCUACUGGUGCGCCGCUSCACCUGCUUACUUAAGGAAUCUGCCAAAGCUCAACUGUCCUCUCCUGAGGACCAGGAUGAUGAAGAUGACAUCAAGGUGUCUUCCUUUGUCCCGGACCUGAAGGAACUGCUUCCCAGUGUGAAAGUGUGGUCUGACUGGAUGCUUGGCUACCCAGACACCUGGAAUCCUCCACCCACAUCCCUGGAUCUGCCCUCACAGGUUGCUGUGGAUGUGUGGUCAACACUGGCUGAUUUCUGUAACAUAUUGACUGCGGUGAAUCAGUCUGAGGUGCCACUGUACAAGGACCCGGACGAUGACCUCACCCUUCUUAUCCUGGAAGAGGAUCGACUUCUCUCGGGCUUUGUCCCCUUGCUGGCUGCCCCUCAGGACCCCUGCUACGUGGAGAAAACCUCGGAUAAGGUUAUUGCAGCCGACUGCAAAAGGGUCACAGUACUGAAGUAUUUUCUGGAAGCCCUUUGUGGACAAGAAGAGCCUCUGCUGGCAUUCAAGGGUGGAAAAUAUGUGUCAGUGGCACCCGUCCCAGACACCAUGGGAAAGGAAAUGGGAAGCCAAGAGGGAAAACAACUGGAAGAUGAGGAGGAAGACGUGGUGAUUGAAGACUUUGAGGAAGAUUCAGAGGCCGAAGGCAGUGGGGGCGAGGAUGACAUCAGGGAACUUCGAGCCAAGAAGCUGGCUCUAGCCAGGAAGAUAGCUGAGCAGCAGCGUCGUCAAGAAAAGAUYCAGGCUGUCCUGGAGGACCAGAGUCAGAUGAGGCAGAUGGAGCUGGAGAUCAGACCCUUGUUCCUCGUACCAGACACCAACGGCUUCAUUGACCACCUGGCCAGUUUGGCGCGGCUGCUGGAGAGCAGGAAGUACAUCCUGGUGGUGCCCCUCAUCGUGAUCAAUGAGUUGGAUGGCCUGGCCAAGGGGCAGGAGACAGAUCACCGGGCUGGCGGUUAUGCUCGUGUGGUGCAAGAAAAGGCCCGGAAGUCCAUUGAGUUUCUCGAGCGACGAUUCGAGAGCCGGGACUCUUGCCUACGGGCUCUGACCAGCCGAGGCAAUGAACUUGAAUCCAUCGCCUUCCGCAGUGAAGACAUCACUGGCCAGCUGGGUAACAACGAUGACCUGAUCCUUUCCUGCUGCCUCCAUUACUGCAAAGACAAGGCCAAGGACUUCAUGCCCACCAGCAAAGAGGAGCCAAUCCGCCUCCUUCGGGAGGUGGUGCUGCUGACUGAUGACCGGAACCUGCGUGUAAAGGCACUGACGAGGAAUGUGCCUGUGCGGGACAUCCCAGCCUUCCUCACAUGGGCCCAGGUGGGCUGAGGGGGCCAUGCCAGGGCCCACCCCCAUGGAACCGUUCCUGAGAGGCCACCAGGCGCCAGUGUAGCACGGAAGAUGCCCACGUGCCUGAGCCACCAAUCCACCCAGACAAUAAACCAUCCUCUUCCAACCCACGCCGUGGCCGUGCUGUGAGGGAGCUGCUCCUCACAGAGCCCCUCCCAAGGGUCGGGCGGAAGCUGCUGGGACCCUCCUGGGCUGCCAGGAUUUAGCAGGGAAGUGGCUGGCUACAGCAACAACAGGUGGGCAAGCCAGAUAGGCCGCCAAUUCUCUCAGCCUUUCUCCCUCCCAUCUCAUUCCAGGGCUGGGGGAAGGCCAGCUCACCCCAAGGACUCGCCACCUUUCUCCAGUGGUGAUGGGGUAGAGAUUUUACAGUUUCCAUCAGAAGCAGGUGAAAUCACGGGCCCCUUUAUUCUGCAGAACCUUUGUCUUGGAUGUAUCCAAGAGGCUUUGGCUAUGGUGACAAGAGUGCCCAGGGUGUCUCUCCAUCUCCCUGAGGCCUGGAUCCCCCACGGACCCAAGUUAGGUUCUGGACACCAUGUCCCUAACAGCAGCCCUAUGCCCCCCCACCUCUUCUAACCGCACCCAAACACCCAUACCCAUCCUGCUAUUCCUUUCCCAUCUUGUUACUCCUUUUCCCACCCACAUCAAUGGGUCCCUUGCACUCUGCCCCUUGGUUUCCCUUGGAUGAUCAUGGGUCUAGAGGGAAAGGAAUCUGGUCUCAGGCCCAUGCUUCCUGGGUGGCCUUUACCUGUUUCCUCUCCCCCAUCAGCCUGCCUUUUGCUGGAACCCCUGUGGGAAAUUUCCUCAACUCUUACCAUCCCCCUCCUGCCUGCCCUCCCUCCAGAAUAUCCUCUCACCUGCUUCCCUUUCUAGUUGGUUCCUUUCACCCUCCCCAGCCCUCCAACUUCCUCAGCUCAGUUCUUGUUGUGGAAGUUAUCACUCUGAAUUUUCCUCCUCUGCUACCUGUGUCAGGAACCUAAUAAAACUUUCUACCUGUCUUUCCUUCCCAAACCCCUGUGCUGAGAAGCUUUGAGGCUGGUAUAGCCCAGCCUGUGGGUAGAGCAGUCUAGUGCCCGGAGGGGCUUUUCCUCACCUGGCAUGUUCACUGUUUCUGGCUUUGCCCUCUGCUCCCCAGAAGAACUGACACAGGGGCCCUUUAGCCUUUGAGUUUUUUCUUGCCCAGUUACCUGGUAUCCAUGUUCACAACCUCACACUGGAGGCGUCCUCUAUCCAGUUCCUCCAAACCAAGGGUAGAGAUAAAGAGGACUUAAGGAAGGCAGGGUCUGAGGUGGGACAGAGGUGAAUCUUGAUGGGACCAGUGGGGAAAUCCCCCAACAACCCACUGACCAGGUAUAGCCUGCCCAAAGGAUGGGAGUUAUGCCUUCCCAAAGGCCCAAAAUAAUGCCUGAAAGGGGGGGGGGGGCUCUGCAGCAGAGCCAAAGCCAGUAGUGUGGGGGGUCUAAGUUCCCCAGACCCUCAACUCAGAAGACUGGGCUCUUUGGGUUAUAGGAUCCCCAGCCUCUCCUUUAAGAUCCUCUCCCUGACUGAGUCCAAUGACUGGGUGGGUGGGAGACCCAUCUCUUCUUUCUGUCCCAUUUGCAGCACUGGUUUUGUUUCCUUAAUAAAUUUUUAGUUAUGAAACAUGUCUGACCUUUUGCUGAUGUCUUUCUGGGAUUGGGGAGGGGAGGCAGAUCUGAGCUUGUACACCUGUAU